AUGACUAUGGUGCUAGCCCGAGCAAAAUUGACUCAUUGGUUAAUCGAUGCAGAGCUAAACUUAGUUCAUGUUCACGUGUUGAUCAAUUGUAUUGAAGUUAAACCAUACCUUGAUUCAUUCAUACAAUCCCAACAAAUAAGUGAAUCAAAUGCUUAUACUCGUAUACAUGCAGAAUUUCCUACAUGGUUCAAGAAUCAAGUUAACAAUGAGCCUUUAUAUGUGAGAAAUCAACACUUACAAGAUUUAUCAUAUGGUCCUCUGACUUGUGUUAAAGAAUGGCACACGUUCUUUGUCAAUAGGUAUAAAUUUCACACCCAUGCAUGGAGUGAGGGUAACAAAACAAUAAAUUGUGGUGUUUAUGUUAAAGGGAUUAUAGAAGGAGAAGAAGAUGAUUUCUAUGGAGUUAUUAAACACAUGUAUGAGAUAGAGCACAACACCUCAAUAUAUCCUAAAAAAGUUGUGGUAUUUUACUGUGAUUGGUUUGAUCCAUCGAGUAGAGAUACAAGAAUUGAUCCCAAAUAUAAUAUUGUCGAUAUUAAAAUGGAUAGAAGAUAUCAACUAUUUGAUCUGUUUAUCAUUGCACACAAUGUAAGACAAGUGUAUUGUGCCCUGUAUCCACUACUAGAAAGUUACUGUUCUACAUCGCCAAUUCUACAUCGGUUUAGGUAGAACCAAUGUAAAAAUUGGAUACGAUGGCAUAUUCGUAAAUAUGAGUUGAAUGUAAAGCAAAUUUACAUCGGUUAUGAACAAAACCGAUGUAGAUCUAAAUGUGCGGUGGCAAUUUUGUAAAUAUUUACAAAUAGAUCUACAUCGGUUUUCAAAAUAACCGAUGUAGUAUUACCUCGCGUGGAAGCCCUUUAGCUUCUUCACACAUUCUCUAUCUCUGUG
Cajanus cajan (pigeon pea) is the source of this 888-nucleotide messenger RNA. The record is from RefSeq and is a predicted model, not a curated record. Lineage: Eukaryota; Viridiplantae; Streptophyta; Magnoliopsida; Fabales; Fabaceae.